AGUUAUGAAUAUCAUUAGUUAGCUAGACACAAACACAACUUUACACAAAAUGUCCAGUGCAGGAAAGAAGAAAGAGCUGGUCAUUGCUAGGAAGAUCGAGAAUGUUUUCUUCAUUGUUCUUCUUUUUGUGGUGCUGGCCUUAUUCACAGUUCCAAUAAUAGUCUACUAUAGAUCUACUUCAAACACAUUUGAGUCAGACAACAAUAACAACGGGAAUUUUAGUGAAGGAGGUACAAUCAGCAACAAUAAUGUAAGCCAGAACUGCACCAGACUAUCAUGGAGUCAGGAUAAUGAUGUCUCAGAAUGUCAUGAGUAUACUGGAACUGCUUGUAGAAACUUCUUACAUCAAUGGUUUCAAUGUACCAUUGGAGAAGAUGAAUUGAAUAUUGGAGUAAGUCAACAAGAACAAAAUCAACAUGAAGGGACAAUCGGAUCACUCAGUCUUUAUUUAGAGCAUUACAAGCAAUGUCAACAGCAAUCAUCAGCUUUUAUAUGUCAAUAUUUUUUUCCACUUGCUGAUUGCUCAACUGGAAAAUCUUACAAGGCAACCAAGGAAGACUGCCUCCUCAUAAGUACAGGUGUUUGUUCAGACGUGUGGGCACUAGCAAACAACUUUGGGUAUGGCUCACUCUUACCUGAUUGUUCUACACUACCAAAUGCUGCCAACGAUUCAUCUUCUGUCCCAAUUCCAAUUGAAGGCAUAAAUGAUACCAAUGGUACUGAUGGUAUAGUGUGCAGGGAAGAUUUUGUUAAAACAGAGUUUAUCUGUGAGCCAAUAUGUGACAGUUUUGAACAAACUUCUCAUUUAAACUCACAAAUACUGAUCUAUUCAGAAGUUGUUGCAACUGGUCUGGGCUUAAUUUUUUGUGUUGUUACAAUUAUUGUUGCUGUCAAGGAAUAUAAAACAUUGCUAGUAUAUCCUUCUGUGUUGGUAUUUUUUCAAGUCUUAGACAUGAUUGUAUUAGUUAUAGUACUAAUCAUAACUGCUAUUGAUCGGUAUGGAUUAUACUGUAGUUCAGUUAGUCUAUUGGAGACACUUGAAAACCCAACUCCUUUUUGUAAAUUUUCAGGAGUUGUAUUUCAUUACGCUAUUGUAAAUUUGGCACUGUGGUGGUUUUUUCAUGUAGCUAUAUUCUUUCACAAAGUAUUGUUUCCCUUCCAAGCAAAUAGAUUUGAAAAGCUUGGACGUAGCAAGUACAUAUUUGCAACUGUGACCGUUUUGUCUAUACUACUUCCAUUGCCAGCUGUUAUCAUUUGCCUUUCUGUUGACAAAUUCAAAUAUAAUAUUCAUCGUUUCCCAACAACUCUUUGCAUCAGCAAUGGUGCCAUGUGGUUCUAUUCUGUAACACUUCCAAUAGACAUUUUACUUGCUUUUGGUGUUAUGAUGCUAAUUAUAAUUCUUUGGACUAUCAGAAAAAAAACUAAUUUCUUGAAAAAGAAAAGUCGUACCCAGCUCAGCACUGCAGAGAAAAAAAUCCUCUUGGUUUUCACAUCUUUUAUUAUUUUUGGUGUUUUUAUUUUAGGGCAUGUAAGUGACACAACAGCAAAAGCUGGCAAGUUUCAAGCAGCUUUAAGAGAAUACUUUGAAUGCGAAGCAUUUGGUUAUGUUCCUGGAAAAUGUGAUAGAGGAACAUUUGAAGAGAGCCCUUACAUGAGUAUCAUUGUGUACAUGCUAAUGAGUUUGAUACCAUUGAGCAUUUUGAACUUCAUACUUAAGUGGAGCUCAGUUAAAAGCACUGGAAACAAAGCAGUAAAAUUGACAAAGAGGUAUUCAAGUUUCUUGUAUCGUGGAAAAAGUUCUUUCAUAACUUCCUCUGAAAGUGUUCCAGAUGAGACUUUGUCAAAGUCAGAAAAAAGUGCAGAGAUAAGUGAAAACACUGUGCAUAACUUGACUUUUAAUAGCUACUAAUAAUUUUGACCUUUAAUUUUUGUGUGCAAUAUGUAAAAUGUUGGAUUAAGCUAAACAAUAA
Messenger RNA from Amphimedon queenslandica, 1970 nucleotides. RefSeq lists its product as uncharacterized. NCBI's taxonomy places the organism in Eukaryota, Metazoa, Porifera, Demospongiae, Haplosclerida, Niphatidae. Gene Ontology annotation, molecular function: protein binding. Bases 50 to 1909 code for a protein of 619 amino acids. The record is from RefSeq and is a predicted model, not a curated record. The transcript is spliced from 9 exons.